Trypanosoma grayi is the source of this 1683-nucleotide messenger RNA. Its product is annotated as anaphase-promoting complex subunit 3. NCBI's taxonomy places the organism in Eukaryota, Euglenozoa, Kinetoplastea, Trypanosomatida, Trypanosomatidae. The transcript has a single exon. Gene Ontology annotation, molecular function: protein binding. The record is from RefSeq and is a predicted model, not a curated record. The coding region runs from base 1 to 1683 and encodes 560 amino acids. Gene Ontology annotation, biological process: cell division.
AUGGCAUACUACAGGGAACGGCAGAAGGCCAUUACGGUGCAGGGUCUGAAGGAUGCCGUUCAGGAAAGCCUUGGGAGCUACAUGUAUGCUAACGCCAUUUUCUGCGCGGAGCGACUCUACGCGUUGGCACCAACGCAUGAAUCAUUGCACACUUUGGCGCGCUGCCACUUUACAGGCGGGGACGCUGGCACGGCCUACCGGUUAUUGCGGGCACACUAUCCUUUCUUGCUGCCCAGCACCACCACCAGCAGUAAUAAUAGCGGUGGUGUAGGCAACAUAGCUGCAGAUGCUGCGGCACGGUGGGACUGCCAGUACUUGCUAGGGGUUGCGUGCGGCAUGACACAGCGGUACAUGGAAGGAGAGAGUGUAUUGGAGGAACUGGAUCAGAAACGCUCGUGCUCAGAGGUGCAGUACUGGCUUGGCGUGUGCCGCCGGCACCUCCGCCGGGGCAAUGCGGACGAGGCGUUUGCCAGGAGCGUUAUGUUGGACCCGCUCAACUUCGCGGCGUACGAGGAGCAUGUCAAGACGGCGCGGACACCUCGAGAAGAUAUGCGCCGCUUGUUCUCUGAUGCGGCGCCAAUUGCGGGUGGAGCCGAUGACGUUGCUCGCCGCUCCACCAGUGGUAAUAGUGGUUCGGGAAACGCCCCUCAGCAUGUGAAGCGUGAAGCGGUGCGACAGUAUUUGUCACCAUUUGCCUCUGUGACAUUCUUGCAGUGGACCUACCGCUGCAAAGAAGCGCGUAGCCUGCUCCAGCACGAACGUUUUCCCGAACGGGACUCAGGGUGGGCAAUUGGGGCACUUGCCAUGUCCUAUUUUCACGACGGCGAUGUGGAGAACGCGGCAAAAGAGUUUGCUCGUCUGCGACAGGUGGCACCAUGGAGGCUGGCUGAUCCUGUGUUGGUGUACUACAGUACAGCGUUGUGGCAACGUCGAGAGAUGGGACCGCUUGGUUCACUCUCGCAGACCCUCAUUAACGAAAUGCCUGUGUCACCCAUCACACUUUGUGUUGUGGCUAACACUUAUAGCCUUGUGAAGGAGUCAAAGGAGUCUCUUUGCAUGCUCAACCGUGCGGUACAGGUGAACCACGAGUUUGCGUAUGCCCACACUCUGCGCGGGUACGAAUUACUGUACCUGGACCGUAAGUCUGAGGCUGUGGAUGCCUUCCACGAGGCGAUCCUAAUUGACGGCAAACAUUACAACGCCUAUGCAGGCCUCGGAGAAUUGUACUUCCGAAGUGAGAAUCUGCAACAGGCACGCAACUACUUCCAGCAGGCGAUCAGCAUCAACCCCUUGCCGACCAUCAUGAACCGCUAUGCUGCCACGUAUCACCGUCGUGGCGCGACAAGGGAAAGCCUCGGCGAGGCACUUCGCAUCUACGAGACCGCUAUCAAGCGGCACCCGACGAACCUCGGCGCUCGACACCAGCGUGCAGAGGUGCUGAUUCGUCUCAACCAAUUUCGUGAGGCCCAUGACGAGCUUUUGAGGAUGACACGGGAGUGUCCGGAUGAGGCGAUGCUUUAUGUGACUCUUGCUAAAUGUGUCCACCUCAUGGGGCUUACUAGGCAGGCAGUGCAGUAUUAUCACACCGCGAUGGACUUGGAUCCGCGCAGGGUCGGCUACGUCAAGAGUUGUUUAGAGAGACUGGAGAUGGAUGAGCCGGAAGUUGUGGAAGUGAACACCUGA